CUCUUUCUUUCUUUAUCUCCCUCUGUGUCCAGUUACAGUAGUAGAAGAGGAACCGAGGAAGGGGGCUUCUCUCUCUUUCGUCACUCACUCCACUGUCGACAGCUGCUUCUCUUCUUCUUACUGGAGUGCUUCCGCCUGCCGGGGAAGGGAACAAUGGCGCUCACCCCCUCCUCCGCCGCCAUGGCUCGUCCUUGCGUCCAUCCCCUUUGACUGACUUGGACGGGACUAACGCUGCGCUGCAGAAGGCUGGGUGUUCACGGGGCACCAGCGGCGUGCGGCGUGGGGUCCUCGUUGGCUUGUGGCGGGGGCCUUCCCAACCCAAGCGCAACGCCCCAGCCAACCCUGCUUCUUCGCCGGGCCAGCCGCCGGCCGUGCCAGGCGACGCGACGCGACACGACGAGGCAGUCAGUGAGUCAGCGGCAGCUACGUCUACUGUGGUAUCUACUCUAGGAGGCAGCAGGCCGGCCCCUCGGAGAGAGAGAUCACAAGACGCACCACGGGGCAAGGGCAGCAGGAGGAGGCUGGCUUGGCUUGGCUUGGCAUGGAGAAGGUGAUGCUGCAUCAGCAGGAGCAGGAGGCUCGGGCGCCGGCGCCCACGUGCCCGCCGUGGCUCCAGGCGGCCAUCGCAGACAUCGAGCAGCGCGUGCGCGCGCUGGCGGCGGGCGUGCCGGACGACGACGCGGCGGCGGCGGCCGCGGACCACUCCUUCGCCGAGCGCGCCGAGAACUACUACCGCCGCCGCCCGCAGCUGCUCGCGCUCCUCACCGACCUCCACCACCGCUACCUCUACCUCGCCGACCGCUACGCCCAGUCCCUCCUCGCCAACGCCAAGUCCCACUCCCACCACCUCAGCUCCGACUGCUCCUCCGACGUCGACGACCGCUCCUCCGACGCCGGCAGCUCCCUCUCCUACCAGCCCCACUCCGUAAUCGCCGAUGACCACCACCCCGCUGCUCCGGCGCUCGCGUUCCCGGCCUCGGCGGACGGCGAGCUGGUGGUGGCGGAGCUGGUGAUGGCGUGGGUGGACCGGGACGUGCUGGCGGACGAGGCGGACCGCCGGAGGGCCGAGUCGGCGCGCAAGAUCGACCUGCAGGGGAGCCUGCUGGAGGUGCUCGAGUCGGAGCGCCUGGUCCUGCUGGGCGAGAACGCGCGCCUGGCCUUCCGCGCCUCCGCCGCCGAGGAGGAGGCCGCGGCCGCCGCCGCCGAGCUCGGCUACACGCGCCGCCGCGCGGCCGACAUGGCCCGGCUGGCCGUGAAGCUGCGGGACGACCACCGGGCGUGCAUGCUGGGGCGCAAGGUCGAGGCGCUGCAGGCGCAGGUGUACGGGCUGGAGCUCCGCAACCGCGAGUGCUUCGAGGCCAUGGCCGCCUGGGAGGCCGAGCGCAAGGCCGGCGUCGCCGAGAUCGAACGCCUCCGCGCCGAGAACCGCCGCCUCGCCGCGGAGGCCGCCCAGGCUGCGGCUGCAUCGAGGAGGAAGCGUGGGGGCGGCAAGGGUGGCGGGAACGGGUGGUGGUGGCUGGCGAGGGUGCGGCUGGCGGCGGAGUGGACGCCGUGCGCGCCGUCGUCGGUGACGGUGAGGAAGGUCGGCGAGCAGAUGAAGGGCGGCAAGUACAACGGCGGCUGCUUCUGCCUGUAGGCAGGCAGCGGCGGCGUCGUGACACCGGCGACGACGGCGAGGGUCUCUGCUUUUGGUGCAUCUUUUUGGUUUGCCCCCUUGGAUUAUGGCAGUAUUACUGUGGGGAGGAUCGGCGAAGAGAUAUGGUUUAGGCUGGGGUUAUUAUGAGGCAAUGCAGGGUGUAAGAUGAUAAUUAAGUAGCUGUUCCUGAACUGGUUUACUCCACCACUCUCACUGGCACUCAUGGAGCUGUGAUGCUUCUGUCGGUGGAGAUGGAGAUGGGCAAAGCAGUACUAUUAUGAGAGACAUGUACGUAGUAAGGAGUAGUAUUAAGCAGUAAUGCCCAAUGAGACGCAAAGUUGUUACUUUAA
Triticum aestivum (bread wheat) is the source of this 1986-nucleotide messenger RNA. RefSeq names its product kinase-interacting family protein. Bases 542 to 1636 code for a protein of 364 amino acids. The transcript is spliced from 3 exons. NCBI's taxonomy places the organism in Eukaryota, Viridiplantae, Streptophyta, Magnoliopsida, Poales, Poaceae. The record is from RefSeq and is a predicted model, not a curated record. Gene Ontology annotation, molecular function: actin binding.